Molecule: messenger RNA, 1251 nt
Organism: Pestalotiopsis fici W106-1
Lineage: Eukaryota; Fungi; Ascomycota; Sordariomycetes; Amphisphaeriales; Sporocadaceae
Exons: 2
Coding region: 1-1251 (416 amino acids)
Source: RefSeq, a predicted model, not a curated record
AUGGUCCGGUCCAGCUUCGGCUUGCAGUGGGGCCGUAUCCUUUGGACACCUCUUGUUCGGGCGCACAGAGGGAAGCCGUCCGCCCUGGCCACUGCAUUGCCACGAUAUAACAGCAGCUCUUCGUCGACUGACCGUCAAGCCCGAACGCUCAAGCUACUGAGGAGGCUAUCUAUGCCGAGCAAGGAUAGCGACAUUCAAGAUUACGAAGACUACGAAACACUAUCAGUGUUGGACGAGAGCAUCAGAAGAGCAACAAUUCAAGUGAUUGGCAGAAAUGGCCUGGACAUUCUCGAUCGACUAGACGGAUCAAUGGUCCAUGAGGAUCAUCUCAUUGCCACGGGUGGUCUUUGCCUGGAAGCGUAUUGCGAGUACAUUGGCGCCUUGUCUCUUGCGCACGCUGAAGCCGUCGUAAGGAAAGACAGGGCUGGACCCAGGGUUUGGCGAUGGCUACAGCAGCCGAUUGUUCAGGACCAAAUCAAGUCGAAUCAUCGAAAUAACGAGAGCCUUUUGCCAUAUUUGGCCGCUGUCCUUGUGGGUGCUGGCCAUUGGUCACUCCUUGAAAGCUGGCUAGUAUCGUGCUGGCGCGCGCAUGUCACACCCAUUUCAGCUUCAUCGGCGCUGGUGAGAAAUUCCGACUAUAAUAGACAGCGUAAGGAGGCCUUCUUGCAGUUCAAAUGGGGUGGUCAAUUCCUCUCAGGAGCUUUUAAUGCAUUGUUGUGGUGGAGUCCCGAUGGUUCAGCGGACUCAGUCUAUACGAAUUUCGUACGAUUUUGCAAGGAUCACGGCCUUGAUCAAGAUGGUGCCAGGGAAAAUAUCCUCUUGGAAUUCCCGAUCGUUCCAUCCUGGGUGGCAAUCGGAAAAAUGGCCCACAAGGGCGUUCCCGCAAGUGGCAUUGCGUUUGAUGAAUUGAUGGAAAUGUUCGAGAUUCUUCUACCAGGUAACUCUUCGGCUUGGCCGAGAAGUUCUCUUUACCUGGUGCACCCUGAGGUACCUUCAGCGGACCCAGUCCUCAAGCUGUUAAAAGAUGUCGCUUCUGAUCCGAACCACAAGCUUUACGGAUUCUGGGGGACCAAAAAAUGGAUUAAGGUUGCGAAAUUCCGUCAAAGGGUAUGCUUUGAGGCUGCAGACCGGCUUCGCAAGCAAGGGAGAGCUGCUGACGCUCAAUGGGUACACGAUUUCAUGACCUUGCAUUGGGACACAGGAUUUUUAACGAAAAAUGGUACGGCCGACCCGAGAAGGGGAAGGCGAUGA